Molecule: messenger RNA, 2000 nt
Organism: Toxoplasma gondii ME49
Lineage: Eukaryota; Apicomplexa; Conoidasida; Eucoccidiorida; Sarcocystidae
Product: small nuclear ribonucleoprotein polypeptide A', putative
Exons: 8
Coding region: 778-1542 (254 amino acids)
Biological process (GO): mRNA splicing, via spliceosome
Cellular component (GO): U2 snRNP
Molecular function (GO): U2 snRNA binding; protein binding
Source: RefSeq, a predicted model, not a curated record
UCGCUGCGUCAUUCCCUCGCGCUCCGCCGAGAGGCUCGAAGUUCUUGCUGGGGAGGCGCUGCGUAGAAAAAAGGAGGAAGCCGUUGGUGCGGGAACAGGUUCUUGAUAAUCUCUGCGUCUGCCUUUAGCGGCGAGGGAGGGACAUCUCGUCUCGGAUGAAGAUGAACAUAGUACUCCCCAAGAAUACCACAUGCCAACUGCUUUGUAGACCUGUUCUGUUUUCUGGAUAUCUCUCCUCGUUUCCCGAUUUUUUGAACUCGGAAUUUCGCUGUCUCCGUGCAAAGUGUCUGUCGCUUGCCGUUCUCAGUGCCUCUCACAGUUCCGUCACUUGCCGUCUGCGUCAGGCGACCCCCUUUUGUUUUUUUGACCUCCGGUCUGGUUCGUCUUUCUCUCGUCUCUUCCCGUCCUCCCUUUCCUCCACCCUUUGGUAAAUCCUCGAUUUGUUCGCCCUCUGCACUUCACCUCGAUUUCGCCGAAGGCCUCCCGUUUCUCCGUCUUUCUUCUCUCGAGUCGAUCCGAGGACGUCGAUGUUUCUUCUGUAAAGGACUUCCUCUCUUUUCUCCGUGUUAAACGGCCGUCGGAGAGCGGCAGGACUGCUUCUUCUCUCGCCGUUUGAGCGAGCUCUGUUCCUUCGCGUCCUCGAGACUCGGACGCUCUCUUCCGCAGGGCAAGAGGCGGCACCGUCUCACGUUCGAGUUGUCUCCUCGCUCUAACCUUCUCCUCCCCUUGCUGUCUGCCUGGCCGCCUUUUCUGUUUCUCUUCUGCAACUUCGCAAAGAUGCGGCUGACGGUCGAGUUGAUUCUGCAGUCUCACCAGUACGUCAACCCCGCGCGCGACUGGACUUUAUCUCUUCGAGGCUGCAAAAUCCCCGCGAUUGAAAACUUGGGCGUGACGCAGGAUCACUUCGAAUGCAUCGACUUCACAGACAACGAACUUCUGAAACUCGAAAACUUCCCCCCGCUUCCGCGCCUCAAAAGUCUGAUUUUGUGCAACAAUCGAAUCUCUCGCAUCGACCCCGAGGCAAUUGCGAGUCUCCCCGGACUCACCUCUCUCAUCCUCACAAACAACAAACUGGACGUUCUCUCGGAUCUUCUUCCUCUUUUCCAAGCCAAGAAUCUGGAGCGCCUGUCCCUCAUCGACAACGGUGUUCGCGAACGCGCGUACUACCGACUGUUUGUGAUUUUCCAUCUCCCGAAACUGCGCUUUCUCGACUACAGCCGCGUCACGCAGCAAGAGAGAGAACAGGCACACAGCACGUUCAAGGGCGAGAAGGGAGCGAAACUUGCACACGAAAUCGCUCCGCCGCGCAAGUCUCACGCAGCGUUGGGUGUGAGCUCGGUGGGCGCUGCUGAAGAGAAGAAGAAGACAGACCAGUCGGCAGAUCAGAUCGAGCGAAUCAAGCUGGCGAUUGCCAAGGCGACGACGAUGGAGGAAAUCACUCGCUUAGAAAGUGCACUGAAGGCAGGCUACAUUCCGGACGAGCUUCUUAAUCCCGAGAAGCAGAACGGCGACGAGAAAGCGACAGAUGUGGAGAUGAAAUAACUUCCCAAGAGCGCAAAAAGGCUCGCGCGACGAGGAAGUGGAGUGUGAAUUGGAGCACGCCCGAAAAAAGAGAUGCGGUGGCCAGAGAGAAGACGAGAGCGGAGGGAGAGCGGACAUGAAAGGGAGCGAGACGAGAGAGGAGAUGAAAAAAGAGGGAGAAUACGAGAGCGAAGAGAUAAGGGAUAGUGCAGAGCGUCUCUGAAGAUUCCGAGAGAUGGUGGAGCGAGAGAGGCAGGGAGAGAGGAGAGGGGAUACGAAGGUUAGGAUACGCAGAGAGACGAGCGUUGAAAGAAAAGAUAGAAGGCUCAUCGGUGUCGAGGCAAAGAGAAAUGGACAUGAGGGAAAUGAGAGCGAGGGCCUGUGGGGACAUACUAUUCUGUUUCAGAUGCGUGUCUGUGAUUCCCGCAAAAAACGGAGAACAGUUGUCUCUGUUUCCCCAUCAAAUCUUUUCCAGAUAC